AAUCGCAUUCUGGUUCGCCGGCUGGUCCAAGUCCCUGCUCGUAGGGCAUCGUUCACAGCCUUCUGUUGGUGUGGGUUUCUGCCCCCGUCGCUCCCACGUCCAAGUUCUCUGAUUCCACCGCGGCGCGGCGGGCUUUGGCAGUCGGUGAGGAGGGCGAAGGGUGAUCCCAUUGCCAUUUCCCAAUCCCAAAACCAUAGUCCGAUGAUGGGACUGGUUAGGCCGCAGUUCGUGCUGUUCGGGGAUUCCAUCACCGAGCAGUCUCUCAGGCCCGGCGGAUGGGGCGCCGCUCUCGCCGACACCUACUCCCGAAAGGUAGAUAUAAUUGUUAGAGGUUAUGGUGGGUAUAACACGAGUUGGGCUUUGUUUUUACUUAAUCAUCUCUUUCCUCUGAGCUGCCCAACACCUCCCGUUGCUGCAACUAUAUUUUUCGGCGCUAAUGAUGCAGCCCUCCUGGGAAGAUCAAGUCAACGACAACAUGUGCCUGUUGAAGAGUACAAGGAGAAUCUUAGAAAAAUUGUUGAUCAUCUAAAGGAAUGUUUAUCCAACAUGCUGGUGGUAUUAAUCACUCCACCUCCUGUCGAUGAGGAUGGGCGGAAAGAAUAUGCACGAUCUGUAUAUGGUGAGAAGGCUGCAACGCUGCCAGAAAGGACAAAUGAGAUGACUGGUGUCUAUGCAAGUCAGUGUGUUCACUUGGCUGAAGAGUUGCAUAUUCCUUGCAUUAACUUAUGGUCGCAGAUGCAAGAAACUCCAGGAUGGCAGAAAAAGUUCCUCAGUGAUGGCUUGCAUCUGACAGCAGAAGGCAAUAAUGUUGUUUACAAAGGAGUCUUGCAGGUAUUCAACAAUGCUCAUCUCUGUGCUGAAGAGAUGCCUUAUGAUUUCCCUCAUCAUUCUGAGAUUAAUGGGGAUCAACCUGAAAAGGCGUUUCAACAAAAAAGCUAAAUGUUCGCUCGCCUUUCCAUUCUGUGAACUUAGCUACUUUGAAACUCCUCAGCUCCUUACUGUGAGACAUUAUUGCCUAAAUUGCUUGAUUUCAUUGUUCUUGGUCACUAUAUUUCUUGGAAGUGCAUGAUAAUAUGUUUGACAUGCCCUUGGGCUUUGUGCCUCCGUCUUCUCCAUCAGAUGCUCUUAUUCUCUCUGGAGAUAGAAUAGGUGUAUAUUCAUGAUUUGCAGCCAUGCUAUGCUAAAUUACUGCCCCUGCUUUUCUGGACUU
Molecule: messenger RNA, 1210 nt
Organism: Elaeis guineensis (African oil palm)
Lineage: Eukaryota; Viridiplantae; Streptophyta; Magnoliopsida; Arecales; Arecaceae
Product: GDSL esterase/lipase At5g62930
Molecular function (GO): hydrolase activity, acting on ester bonds
Source: RefSeq, a predicted model, not a curated record